AUGAAAUUAAGUAAAUUAGGAUUAUCAUUAUUAUUAUGUAGUGCUGGAUCAUAUAGUCUUUAUUGUAAUGAGAAGACUAAAUCAUUUAUUUGGGGAAAUGGAGUUUAUUAAGCUAUUCCUGGAUAAGGUUUAAGUUUUAAUAAUUUUACUCCAAAAUAAUUAAUUGAUUUUGAUGAUAAGAAUUUAUAGAAACUUUUUUUAUCAGAAUAAUUUGAAAGUGGUAUUACAGGUAAUGGAGAUGGAUAUAUUUGGACUUCUCAUAAAUUAGGAAGUUAAGAAGAUAAAAAUAUUAAUGAUGGAAAAAGACAAAAUAUUAUUAAAAUAAAUGUACCUAAAGGAAAGAUUAAAUAAAUUAAAUAUACUAAAUAAUUUGUAUGGACAUUAACUAAUAAUGGAGAUGUUUAUUAAUAUUAAAUAAAAGAUGGAUAAUUCGUAAAUAAUCCUAAAAAAAUAAAUAGUUUAUAAAACAUUAAAUAAAUAGAAUGUGGAGAAGAUCAUUUUGUAGCACUUACUAAUGAUGGUUCUAUAUUCACAAUGGGUGAUGAUACAUAUGGUUAAUGUGGAUUAGGAUCUAAUAAUAGAAGCACAGCACCACCAUUUUAUGAAUAAAGAAUAAGAAAUCCAACGAAAAUAGAUAAUUUACCAAAAGUAAAUAAAAUAAUAUGUGGAUCAAAUCAUACUUUAUGUAUUAGUGCAGAAGGAUCAGUUUAUGGAUGGGGAUCAAAUUCUUAAAUGUAAUUAUCACAUUCAGAAGAAUUUUCAAGAGUUGGAGAACCAUUAAUUGCUGUUUAUAAUCCAUUAAGAAUAUCUGCUUUAAUGGAUAGUAAUAAUUAAGUUUUAGAUUUGGCUGCUGGAAAUGAAUUUAGUGUAUUUGUAACAAAAAACAAAUAAAAUUCUGAAACUGAAGUAUUUGCUUGUGGUCACAAUAUUAGAGGAUAAUUAGGUUGUGGAUUUGUUAGACAUAUUAGUGAUAUUGUUAAAUUAGAAGGAUUAUCUAAUUUUAAAAUCAAUAUUAAUGGUAAAUAAGAAAAUGUAGAAGUGUAAUAAAUUGAAUGUGGAUAUAAUCAUUGUAUGGCACUUACAAAUGUUGGUGCUAUCUUAGAAUGGGGAGAUAAUGAAUAUGGAUAAUUAGGAAAUAAAAAAAGGUAAUAUUUAAAUAUAACCUAUAGAUCAUUCACAGAUAAACCUAUUGUAGUAUCAUAAUUUGUUUAAAAUAAAGUUUCAUCCAUUUCUUGUGGCAGUAAUACUAGUGGAGUUAUUAUAUAAUAAUGA
Paramecium sonneborni is the source of this 1272-nucleotide messenger RNA. The record is from the annotation of a GenBank genome assembly. Lineage: Eukaryota; Ciliophora; Oligohymenophorea; Peniculida; Parameciidae.